This is a messenger RNA of Megalopta genalis, 999 nucleotides long. The record is from RefSeq and is a predicted model, not a curated record. Lineage: Eukaryota; Metazoa; Arthropoda; Insecta; Hymenoptera; Halictidae.
AUGUUAUGGGAGUUUAAGUUAGGCAAUAGUUCUGUACAGACAGCAAUUAAAAUUUGCAAUGUGUACGGCGUUGACACAGUAACAGACCGAACAGUACGAAGAUGGUUUAAAAAGUUUCGGUCAGGAGAUACGUCACUGAAAGAGGAACCUCGAUUGGGCCGACCUUCUGAUUUUGAUAAAGAUGUCUUAAAUGAAUUGUUAGAACAAAAUCCCCGCCAAACUACCAAAGAAUUGGCGGAAAAAUUGAAAGUAUCGCAAUCCACUAUUAUACGUCAACUUCAUGCGUUAGGGAAAGUAAGCAAAUUGGGUGUGUGGGUUCACAGACAACUAAGUGAUCAAAACAAAGCACAAAGAAUGUCUAUUGCAACAAGCUUGAUCUCUCGCUACAAAAUUGAGCCGUUUUUAGAUAAAAUCGUAACUGGUUCAGAGAAAUGGAUCAGAUAUGAAGCUAUUGUUCGCAAAAGGCAACUGAGUGAUGGAAAUGAAAAAGUGACAAAUGUAGAACCAAAGACUAAGUAUCAUGGAAGAAAAAUUCUGUUGUGUAUAUGGUGGGGUUGUUCGGGAAUUAUUCAUUUUGAACUUCUAAACAGGAAUAAUACAGUGACACCUGAAAUUUAUGUUAAUCAACUUGAACGUGUACAAAAAAAGCUUCAAGAAAAACAUCCUUCAUUAAUUGAACAGAAAAAUGUUAUCUUGUUACAUGAUAAUGAUAAACUACAUUCAGAGAAAGUGACUCAACAAAAGAUUUUAGAAUUAGGCUGGUCUAUUUUGCCAUAUCCAUCGUGCUCAUCGGAUUUAGUGCCAACAGAUUAUUAUCUUUUUCGAUUAUUACAGAAGGCAUUUGAUGGAGAAUCUUUCAAAAACACUGAUCAAAUAAAUAAAUGUGUCUCUAACUUCUUUGAUUCAAAGUACCCUGACUUUUAUACUCAUGGCAUUAAACAAUUACCACACAGAUGGCAACAAGUUAUUGAUAACAAUGGUGAUUAUAUUUUGGACUAG